AUGGCCGGAGCUCAAGGAUCGCCGGUGCGGCAAGAGCUGUCUAAAUCAUUUUCUAGUAUCUUCAAGAAGCCUAAUGAUGUGUCAAUCCGAAAAGACUCUUUAAUUAAGGAGAUAAGCUUCGUCAAUGGCACUCCAACUUUGGAAUUUGAAGACGAUGAAUUUGAGAAGCUAAUUGCCCCUCAUCGUUUGUGCUUGGUUGGAAAAUUUUCGUAUGGGAGACCGAAAAUGAAGGAAAUGCACGACGAAUUUAAGAAGAUCGGUUUCAAUGGUGGCUACACAUUGGGUCUUAUGAAACCUUGGUACGUGUUGGUCCGUUUUGAGCAGGAAGAUGAUUAUCAAUGUUGUUGGAUAAGGAUGUUCUGGAACAUAGGUGGAUUCUCAAUGAGGAUUUUGAAAUGGACUCCGAGUUUCCAUUUCAAAGAAGACCCACCAGUGGUGCCUGUUUGGGUUUCUCUUUAUGACUUACCCAUUGAAUACAUGCAUCUGGAGGUGAUUUAUUCGAUGGCUACUGCUUUAGGCCAGCCUUUGAAGGUUGAUACACUCACCUUGAACAUGACUCGCCCCUUUGUCGCGCGGUUUUGCAUUGAAAUUAACCUAACCAAAGAUUUGCCGAAAUCGGUUAGGGUUGGAAAGAAGGGUUGUAAACAUGAGCAAUUAUUAACCUUUGUGCACAUUCCGUCUUACUGUGUUAAAUGUAGUAAGAUUGGUCACAAGGAUCCGGAAUGUCGGAUUGGAAAGCCUCUUCAGCGGAGAAAGGAUGUUGAGCCCAUAGUCGUGAAGAAGAAGGGGAUUAAACUAGCUCCGUCGAAACCUAAGUGGUCUUUCCAAGGAGGGAGUGGUAAGCUUGGUUUGGAUGUAGAAAUUCUGAACUUAAACCUUUUGAUUUGUAAAGGGAUUGAACCAGAAGUGAUGGAGUCGUCUGUUCCUUCAUCGCGCCCUGCAGAAACCCUAGAUGCGUGCGCCCUUGAAGCCAAAGUUGCAGAAACCCUAGGGAGUGAAUUGGUGCCUCAAUCAAUGAUCAACCCAAAUCCUCCGCAAACAGGAAAUAUGUUUUCGGUGCGGCAAGGUUUAGAUGAAGGUGAUAAUGAAUUGCCUUUGGAGAAAGACAAAAGUGCAAGCUCUGCUGUUUCCUCUAAUAUACUCCCUGCUACGGUGACCACAAAUCGUUUUGCAGCACUGGAGAUAAUAGAGGAGGUGGUGAACGAAGUUGUUAGUGUGGAACGGGAAGAGUACGUUAAAGAUAUGUAUGUCGAAAACCCUCCGACUCAGCAUGAAAUUCAGAAUGAUAAUGAGAUAGCUGGUGACUCCCAUGAGGUCCUGAUGCUUGAGAACUUGAGUCCCUUGGAAUCUGGAAAAUGUUUGGACGAUGGUGACAUAGGCAAAGUCUCUAAACCUAUGGAAAUGGAAGAUGUUGACAGGGGCGUCUGGUCAGAUGGUGAUGCUGACAACGUUCAUGUGACAGGAUCAGUGCAAGGGGAAGGUUAUGUACACAAAAAGCAUGGUCAGAAGUUGAAGGAAGAGAAAGAGAAAAUGCAAGAAAUGUAA
This is a messenger RNA of Oldenlandia corymbosa var. corymbosa, 1545 nucleotides long. Lineage: Eukaryota; Viridiplantae; Streptophyta; Magnoliopsida; Gentianales; Rubiaceae. The record is from the annotation of a GenBank genome assembly.